UCCGUGUCCCCAUGUCUCUGAACGCGUUCCGACGAGGAGUGGGGCUAGCUGUCGCGGAGACAGGCGGAGACACGGGGAGACACGGAGACACGGGGAGACACGGAGACACGGAGAGACACGGAGACACGGGGAGACACGGAGACACGGGGACACCCGUUCGCGUGGUGGCGCUUGGUCGAGCGUGCGUUGGAAAGACAGCGAUGAUCGUCCGCUUCAUCACCGGCCGCUUCAUCGGAGACUACGACCCGACACUCGAGACGGUCUAUCGGCACACGACACUCGUGAACGGCGAACAAACUCAGUUCGAGAUCCUCGACACGGCCAGAGAGGGCGAUGACGAGUCCCUGGUGCGUGAGCACGUGGGCUGUGACACGUGGCCCUGCCCCCCCGUGACGUCACAGGGCGGUGACCAGUCCCUGGUGCUUGGUGAGCACGGCGAUGACGAGGCCCUGGUGCGUGAGCACGUGGCGUGGGGCCACGCCUUCCUCAUCGCCUACUCGGUGACCGACCGCCAGAGCUUCCUGGCCGUGCCGCGCCUCCACCAGCUGGUGGUGCAGCAGAGGCGUGGCGGCGACGUUGGCGGCCCGCCGGUGGACGAGGCGGUGAUGGUGGUGGCCACCAAGAAGGAGGCCCCGGGGGUCGGGGGCCUCCGCGAGGUGUCGGCCGAGGAGGGCCGGGCGCUGGCCGCGUCUCUGGGCUGCGGCUUCCGCGAGAUCUCGGCGCAGGACAGCCGCGCCGAGGCGUGCGAGGUCUUCCAGCACCUCGCCGCCUCCCCAAUCAGCUGCCAGGAUUACACAAACCCCCAGGACGCAACAUGGUAA
Messenger RNA from Petromyzon marinus (sea lamprey), 821 nucleotides. NCBI's taxonomy places the organism in Eukaryota, Metazoa, Chordata, Hyperoartia, Petromyzontiformes, Petromyzontidae. The record is from RefSeq and is a predicted model, not a curated record.